Molecule: messenger RNA, 10708 nt
Organism: Alligator mississippiensis (American alligator)
Lineage: Eukaryota; Metazoa; Chordata; Crocodylia; Alligatoridae
Gene: SGSM1
Product: small G protein signaling modulator 1
Exons: 26
Coding region: 85-3540 (1151 amino acids)
Biological process (GO): activation of GTPase activity
Molecular function (GO): GTPase activator activity
Source: RefSeq, a predicted model, not a curated record
CGCUGCCUGCCCUGCCCUGCUCUGCCCUGCCCGGGCCCGGCUGCUCGGCGCCCGCUGCCUGCCAGUCUGCGGCGGAGCGGGGCCAUGGCUGCAGCUCCGGCGGAGGCGGAGACCCGGCAGCAGCUGCUGCGCACCGUCAAGAAGGAGGUGAAGCAGAUCAUGGAGGAGGCAGUGACGAGGAAGUUUGUGCACGAGGACAGCAGCCACAUCAUCUCCUUCUGCGCGGCCGUGGAGGCCUGCGUGCUGUACGGGCUGAAGAGGCGAGCGGCGGGCUUCCUGCGCAGCAACAAGAUAGCCGCCCUCUUCAUGAAGGUGGGCAAGAGCUUCCCGCUGGCCGAAGAGCUUUGCCGGAAGGUACAAGACCUGGAGCAGCUCAUCGAGACCGCGCGAAACCAAGUGCAAGGCCUCCAGGAGAAUGUGCGCAAGGUGCCGAAGCUGCCGAACCUGUCCCCGCAGGCCAUCAAGCACCUCUGGAUUCGCACGGCCCUUUUCGAGAAGGUCCUGGACAAGAUUGUGCAUCACCUGGUUGAGAACAGCAGUAAAUAUUAUGAGAAAGAAGCCCUCCUGAUGGACCCUGUAGAUGGACCGAUUCUUGCUUCUCUGCUGGUGGGGCCGUGCGCACUGGAAUACACCAAGAUGAAGACCGCUGAUCACUUCUGGACUGACCCCUCUGCCGAUGAGCUGGUGCAGAGGCACCGGAUUCACAGCUCGCACUGCCGCCAGGACUCCCCCACCAAGCGCCCUGCCCUCUGUAUUCAGAAGAGGCAUUCGAGCGGCAGCAUGGACGACCGGCUUUCAUUGUCAGCCAGGGACUAUGUGGAGUCGCUGCACCAGAACUCCAGGGCCACCCUCCUGUAUGGCAAGAACAACGUCAGGGUGCAGCCGCGAGAUGACAUGGAGGCAAUCCCAGGGUACCUGUCCCUGCACCAAACAGCAGACAUCAUGACACUGAAGUGGACUCCCAACCAGCUCAUGAAUGGCUCCGUGGGAGACCUGGACUACGAGAAAAGCGUGUACUGGGACUAUGCCAUGACCAUUCGCCUGGAAGAGAUCGUCUACCUGCACUGCCACCAGCAGGUAGACAGCGGCGGGACAGUGGUUUUGGUGAGCCAGGACGGGAUUCAGAGGCCUCCGCUCCGGUUCCCCAGAGGAGGACACCUGUUGCAGUUUCUCUCCUGCCUUGAAAAUGGCCUCCUUCCUCACGGGCAGCUGGAUCCCCCUCUCUGGUCACAGAGGGGAAAGGGGAAAGUAUUUCCCAAGCUGAGGAAGCGAAGUCCCCAGGGCUCUUCUGAGUCGGCCUCUGACAAGGAAGAUGACGAAGCCACAGACUAUGUCUUCAGGAUCAUAUACCCUGGCACGCAGUCUGAGUUCAUUGCUGUUAACCAUCGUUCUCACCCUUCCCUUGCUUCACCUGCCACCUCCAUUGCCUUUGGGAGUCAGAGGACCCUGAGGACGCCUGCCACCAGGAAGGUUGUGGUGAUUCCCAAAUGGUCUCUGAGCCUCUGCACUGGACCCCAUCCUCUCCUGGCCCUGCCGGGGGCCAAGCAGUGCCAGUUCCCCCAGGACCUGAUUGACACGCAGGGCAGUGGCCUGCCAUCCAUGUGGCAGCCCAGCACCCGCAAGUCCUCCUGCUCUUCCUGCUCCCAGAGUGGCUCCUCGGAUGGUGGCCCUGCCAAUGGAUGCAACCAUGAGAGGGCCCCGCUGAAGCUCCUGUGUGACAAUAUGAAGUACCAGAUCCUCUCCCGGGCCUUCUAUGGCUGGCUGGCGUACUGCCGACACCUUUCCACAGUGCGCACCCACCUGUCCGCGCUGGUGAACCACAAUAUUGUGUCUCCUGACGUCCCCUGCAGCGCCAGCUCGGGGCUGACAGCUGAGAUCUGGCAGAAGUACCUGCAGGACAGCACGAGCUACGAGGAGCAGGAGCUGCUGCGGCUGGUCUACUACGGUGGGAUCCAGCAUGAGAUCCGGAGAGCUGUGUGGCCUUUCCUUCUGGGCCACUACCAGUUUGGGAUGACGGAGGCAGAGCAGAAGGAGGUGGAUGAGCAGGUCCGGGCCUGCUACGAGCAAACCAUGGCAGAGUGGCUGGGCUGCGAGGCCAUCGUGCGGCAGAGGGAGAAGGAGUCCCACGCUGCGGCUCUGGCCAAGUGCUCGUCUGGGGCCAGCCUGGAUUCCCACAUUCAGAAGAUGAUGCACAGAGAUUCAACCAUCAGCAACGAGUCUUCCCAGAGCUGCAGCUCUGACAGGCAAAACCAUGCCCGGCUGCAGAGCGAUUCCAGCUCCAGCACGCAGGUGUUUGAAUCGGUGGACGAGGUGGAGCAGACAGAAGUGGACGUCCCGCUAGAUGAUGGCAAGCAGGCCAAGAUCCCCAACGGGAUGGUGCCCAACGGGAUGUGCUCGCCCGACUCUGGGCACCCUUCCUCCCAGAACUUCUCCAUCACAUCAGGCUAUUCGGAGCGUAGCUUCAGCACGGAGGACAGCGGGACGGAGACCAGCAAAGCCACAACUUGCCACCUGGUGAAGCCCAGCGAAGCCAGUGUCCCAAAACAGGAGCGCUUGGACAGUGCCCCAGCAGAGGAGCAGCUGCCCGGUGAGGAUCUGCAGGGCCAGGACAGUCUGGAAGGGGAGUUCUCCAUUGACGGCAGCUUGGACUUUCUCCCCAUUGGCGGGAGCCACGAGGCCAUGGCCCUUUCUGUGGUGGAAAGCUGGGCUGACAGUGAAGCCGAAAAGCAGAGCUUAGUGGGAAGCGAGGACAACCUCUCCGAGGAGCCGGAGAUGGAGAGCCUGUACCCGCAGCUGGACUCGCUGGUGGUGGCGGAGCUGGCUCAUAGUGAGGUGUCUCCUGUUUCCUCCUCCGGGGUCACCUAUUCUCCGGAGCUGCUGGACAUGUACACAGUGAACCUGCACCGCAUCGAGAAGGACGUGCAGCGCUGUGACCGCAACUACUGGUACUUCACACCUGCCAACCUCGAGAAGCUGCGCAACAUCAUGUGCAGCUACAUCUGGCAGCACAUUGAGGUCGGAUACGUGCAGGGGAUGUGUGACCUGCUAGCACCGCUCCUAGUUGUUCUGGAUGAUGAGGCGCUCGCUUUCAGCUGCUUCACAGAGCUGAUGAAAAGGAUGAACCAGAACUUCCCUCACGGGGGGGCUAUGGACACCCACUUUGCGAACAUGCGGUCUUUGAUCCAGAUCCUGGACUCGGAGCUCUUCGAGCUGAUGCACCAGAACGGUGAUUACACCCACUUCUACUUCUGCUAUCGAUGGUUCCUCCUGGACUUCAAGCGAGAGCUGGUGUACGAUGAUGUCUUCUCUGUCUGGGAGACCAUCUGGGCAGCGGCGCGUGUCUCCUCUUCGCACUAUGUCCUCUUCAUUGCCCUGGCCCUGGUGGAGAUGUACCGGGACAUCAUCCUGGAGAACAACAUGGACUUCACCGACAUCAUCAAGUUCUUCAACGAAAUGGCUGAGCGGCACAACACCAAGAUGAUCCUGAAGCUCGCCCGGGACCUCGUGUACAAGGUCCAGACGCUGAUCGAGAACAAAUGAAGGCCGGGAGGGGAAGGCGGCACAUUCAGCAAGGGGUCGGGGGCUCCCGUCCAAUGCUUCCUUUGCCCUCUCCUUUUUCUUAAAGUGCCACAUCUGUGAAAACAAAUUGCCGUAGUCUGAUACAUGCUGCUCCUGAGAGUGGAAGCACCCUUCUCCCAGCACGUGGUGCUGGUGAGCUUCAACACUAGGCCCAGGGGCUCCUCACUCUAGUUCUUCAGCUCCGCAUUCGUCUUCAGUGAUUAACCAAAGAUCUGAACAUCUGCAUCUUACUUUCAUUUAAAUCCGCAUGUCCCUGGAAGAGAAUUGGGGCAGGCCCUGCCUGGUCUUCUGUUAGGAGCGGGAGGGUGGUUCUGGCUCUCACCGUCCCGUGGGAGCGCGUGCUCGGAGAGGCAGGGAGACGGGCAGGCUGUGUCGCUGCCGUUCCUACAGUCUGCCUUGAACUCCGCAGUGUUCACUGUGGGGGAGGCAAACACUUCCCCCAGAGGCAGCUCUGCCUCAUGGCAAAGAAACCAGGCUGCACCCACGCGAGCCUGGGAGAAACAAAGAUGCUCUUAGUUUAGUUUUAUACAAGGAGCCAGGAAGCUCUGCCUGUGGCAGUCUCCAGUCAGGGGAGUUCUUCCUUUCAUCCCUUUCCUUUUGUUCCCCUCCCCUUCCCAUCUUUGCGCAUCCUGCUGGGAUGUGAGCACCCCCAGCUUGGGCUCUGGCUGCGUCCUUGCGUGAGCUGUGCAGGCCCAGCACUGAGCGCGCUCUCAGAGUCUGGUCCCAGUUGUAGCCUCCAAGCACUUGAGAAGCCGGUCACUGGGCACUGUCCAUCAGUCUAGACUUGGUGACCGUGGGCCUCCCACUGGAUUUCAGUGGGCUUUGUAUUGGAUGCAGGUAGGAGGGAUUGGGGCACGGCCCCGGCAGGUUCUGGGACCCUGUGUGCAGGUCCUCGGCCACUUCCCCACAGUGGCACUCUAGCAUGGGGACCCCACGGUCCCUGUGGCACAAAGUGCCUCUGCCAGCACAAGGAGGGUGGAGAGCUGAGGGCAGUGGAGGGUAACCGGCAAGGCUAGCUUGAAUGCAAGGUUGGGUUUAUUUUUCAACUCAGGUAAAAACAAAAAGGAAAAGGAGAGAAGUGGGUGAUUAGCAGCAUGGGAACCAGCCCGGGGGGGGCAGUGGUCGCGACUGAGUCCGUACGUGGCGGGCCACGAACCUGUGCUCCCGGCCACUUGGGGAACACCUGGCGGUGGCUCUAGGAAGGGCGCUUUCUCUCCAGUCGUGCUGCAAAAUCUUUGUUCUCCAGCUGUGAAACACGUGGUCAGUGUGUUCUUGCCUUGGCCUGCCGUGCUGAGGGUGGGCGUUCACCAGGAGGGGAAGGGGUGCGUGGCCAGCCAGCGCGUUGCUGCUGUGCCCCUUCCCUGUGCAAUGCUCUGUGCUGACCGUGUCCAUAUGUCCUUGUGGUGUGUCUCUGGUGUUGCUUGCCCGGCAGCCUGGGCAGAGCGGAGGCGGUCAGUCUGCAGUGUGCGAGCACACCUGCCAGUCUGACACGCCGGGUGCAGAGGCUGUAACUACCCAACAGGAGAGGUCUGGGCCUGCUGAAGCGUUUUUCCGGAGCAGAAUACAGCGGGUGAUAGGCACAGAGGAAGUCUCCUGGCUUCCUUCUGCUGCGAGCCCUGUGUACUUUAUUUGCUCCAGUUAGGAAACCCGUUGGAAGCAAUUUCCUGUUAGAUCUCCAAAAAGCACUUAAUUUGCCAGGGGAAAACAAGCCUGGCCUGCAGUAGCAUAUGAAACUGGUGACUAGGAAUCAAAAGAAUUUGAGCUUUAAACCUUCAGGUUCACCUGGGAAUCUCUCGAGCUUCGGUCAAGCAGCGAGCAGACCCCAGGCCUAUGCUGACGACCUACUCCUGGGCAUAGGCCACAUAGCUCUUCGGAGGGUAGAUGGGGGAACAAGCACAUUGAAUGGCCUUGUUCGAAAGGGAAGGGCUGUGAACAACGCCCUGUUUUAUAGCCAAGCGAAGGAACAGUGACCUUUAGCUUGGCAUCAAUACUGCAUCUGACCAAGCAACAACUCUGACACUUUAGCUUUCAUGCUUUUAUUUUAUUUUGGACAGAUAGCUGAGAAAUCCUGCACAAUAUCUGCUAUCUGUAUUCUCUGCGAGUGUCUUUGGGCCCUUCAAUAGCAGUGUUUUUGAAUAACUUCUGAGAAAAGGUAUUUAUUUAUUGACUGUACAUUACUGUGUGUCCUUGUAUACUGAAUUCAGUGAGUGUGAAUUGUUAUGCAAAUGGAGAUAUAUCUUUUCAAUGUUGCAAACAUAUCUUGUAAAUGUUUACCAGAAGAUAGUGUCUAUAUAUAUAUAAAUAUAUAUACGCACACACACACAAUAUAUAGAGAGAAAAAUAUGUGAAUCAAGUGGGGUAUUUUUUUGAGGGGAAAAAAAGAAACCUUAUGCUUCUAAGGACUGUGUGGUUCUCUAUAGCACCUACUCAAUGAUGUGCCAAUCUGUCUCUUUUCCUUGUACUGUGAAAAUUGUUCAUUUGCAGCCAUGAGAAGCUCAGUGCAGGUAAAGACUAUUGGCAACCUCGGCUUUGCUGCUUUCAACUCUGAUUUUUUUAAAACCCAUGGAAGGGAAAGGAAGAAGCAAUGGGCUGUAGCCAUGAUCUGCCACGGCUAUGAUUCCACGUUCACUCCUGAUAGCUAGAGUCCUGGUCAGCCUGGUGGAGCAAUCAGUGUAGCAUCAGGACUUUCUUGUAGCAGAUUUGAUCCCCCGAGGAAUUGAAGUGGAGAUUUAACUGGAAAAAGCUGUCUCCAGAUUGCUGUGCCAGAAAGCUCAGCUGAUCAGAGGUGGAUCCAGGGAGGAAAUGAGUGUGAAAUGCAUCUGUGAGGAAAGCCCAGGGGAUGAAUGUGAGUCUCUGAUUACCACGACUUCACUGAGUGCUGCACGCCAACUGCAGCACGGGGGUGAGCUGGUGCCUCCUGGUACAGGUGAGGUAGAACGAAUCCUGUUGUUGCACACUCAGCGGCAUCUGCACGUGUGUAUCUGGAAGCACGAUGUGUUCCCCGGGACGUCUUGCACUGGUGGCUGAGCUCAUCGUCUGCAUUUCUUGCUGGGGCGCCUUGUUGGGCCUCUGAGCUCCGUGGGCUGCAGCCGGCAGGUCGUGCAUAUUUGAUUGUUGUGACAGGCGGCAGUUGUGGCAUUUUUUGGUCCCAGCUCAGCUCCCCAGGCAUGGUCCCAGGCACAGUGGUUCUCCUUGGGUAACUUUGAGCGGAGGAUUGAGUGCAGUAGUCACCGUGCUUCUGUGCAGAGAGCGGGCCAGUUAGUUUAGUGAGUGAAAGCAGCUGCAGAGGCUCGUGAUGCCAACACGUAUGGGGUAGGAAGGGCUGCUAAGCAGUGCUGCCAACUCUUAUGAUUUUUGUCGUUCUUAAAGUCUGCACUUCAGGAAUGUGAAAAACUUCGCUUUCUUUUAUCUCUAUUUAUAUAGAUAGAUGAAAGAAAGAGCUAAGUUUUUCACAUUCCCGAAACGUAGACUUUAAGAACAAUGCCAAAAACGAUGAGAGUUGGCAGCACAGGCUAAGGCUCUGCCUGGAUUUUAGAGCAGCGCAGAGGAGCAGGUGCAGAUCCUGCUAGUUUCCCUGUCACAUCUCUACCUUCUCCUCGGCCCUUUCUCCCUGCUUGUACAUCUCUGACCUCCUGGCCCUCAAUUUCAGAAGCCACUCUAGGGGUAUUCAGAGAGGCGAAUGGAGCUAUACCAUUGAUAUACAGUUGUUCACACCUCUUGGUGCAACUGUGCCGGCAGGUGGGCUGGCACCGAGCUAGAACCCUUGGCCAGGGACCGUGGUAGACACGAGGAUCAUGAUAUGAGAAAAGGAGUUGCGGUUUCUUUCUCGCAAUACCGCGUGGCUGAAACUUAUCCUGCAUCAAGCCAGGAUGAGCCCCAUGGGGUCUCGUGUUAACUCUUGUGUUGACUUGUGUGCAGAGAGGCAGACAGGUUUUGCCUGGCGCCCCUGCAGCUGGAGCAGCUCAGCACGCAGCUCAGCACGCUCCACUUGGCUUUCAAACCAAAUCCCAGCCUCUUCCUUUCCUUCGGGGGUUGCUAAUGGCUUCUGCCUGUACUUGAGCUUUCUGUGGAUGCCACCCACCAAACAACUCUUGACACCCAUCUUUUUCCGGCGUUACUAAUGUGAGCAUUUUGGAAGUGGUCUUUGUUCCUGACUGUGUCUUUUAUAGGAGACAGCUUUUCCUUUGAACUGUGUUGAGUCUCUGGAUCGCCUUUCUAUAAACCUUGCUCAUAUAGAUUGAGAUUUUUCUUCAUCAGACCAAGAUUGCAUUGGAAACCUGUGCAUGCCAUACUGUUACUAUGAUUUUUUAAACUGCCUUUUAGUACCUAAACGUUAGCGGUUAUUGCAGCACAGGUGUUAGCUAUCAUUUUCUACCAGUAAUUUAAAACCACGCCAGGGGAAGUGAUUGCUCCUGAUGUUGUAGUGUAGACAGCAUCAUUUCAGCUCGCUUCUGGUGAAACCUACCCAAGGCAGAGGGCCAAGGUAGCCUGCUUAAGUCCGACAUCAGAGGUGCCUGGCCUUUUCACUGGGUCUCUGGCCAGGAGUGAAGUUCAUUCAUGCUGUACCUUGACUUUUUUAUGACUUUUUUUUAAAAACUGUAUUGUCCUUCUUGUGGACUUGGUUUUCACUCCUUGCCCUCUCCGCUGGCACAGUGAGCCGUCCAGGAUCCGUGGUUCAAAUCCCAAUACCCUUGUCACAGCCAUGACGUAAAACUUUUUUCUUAUGUACACAAGCACACAGAGCAAGUGGCCUGACUGUGUGCACAGCGGUUGCUGCUUUGCAGUCCUGUACUGAAGCUUUCCUGUUCAGGCAGCCAUAGUCUCUGAGCCAGGUAAACUGGUGAGAUGAUGGGAAGAAAAACUUCUGCAUUUGACAGACGUACAGGAGAAGGGAAUUUUUGGUAAUCCCUGUGGCUUAGAUAUUGAAAGAGCACAACUGAUUUUUUAUGAAGUGCCAGUUUUCCCACAACAUGGACGUUUCAGAACUAUUGUUAGAAAUAAGAAAUAAACCCCCCGAAGUGGGGACUUCAGUUGUUUGCACGUAGCACAAUCAAACCUCUCUCAAAUCCCCUCUGUUGCAUUCUUCUGACUCUUGCCUUGUCUGUGUCUCUAGUUAGGGCACCCACAUACCUUUGAAUCUACACCCCGUCACUCCAUGCGAUGAACGUCAAUUCAUCAUUGAGACAUCUGAGUCUUUGCGGCCCCAGAUUAGAUGCAUUAUAUUAAUUUUUUUCAUGCUGUUACCUCAGGGCAGGGCCUUCACUAUGCAGCUCUGCAGUACAGCCCAUUUGGUUUCCUUUUAAGCUUAGCCCUAGCUCUGAACGAGCUAGUUUGUGCAGUUGUCGCACCAUCCUUUUGAGGCACGUUGCCCUACGUCGACGGUAAGUCCUCUCGGACCAAAUUCCAGUCUAACAGGUUUUGUCCAAGAAGUUUCUUUUUUAUUAUUAUUACUACUGUCACUUUCAUAAAUUAGCCCCGAACAGGAGACCCAAAGGGACGGCUGGCACGAGCAGCUAGCGCUGCUUCUACUGGCUAGAGGAAAUGAGCUGUCAACUCUGCGCUCUUUUUUUAAAUGUUGGUUCAGGCUUUUGGGGCCUGACUCCUCUUCUGGGGCUGCUCCAAAGCUCCAGCCAGCACCAAGUAGCUGGUCAGCGCAGAGGCAUUUGCAGCUGCUCCACAUGGCCAGAAUGGCACAGAGUAGCCAGCCGGCACCUCGCCUUCCCUUUGCACGUGCCCGUGUGCAUGCACUCGCGUGUGUGCUCAGGUUCCUGGUAUCCCCCACCCUUCCUGUCCUCCCCGUUGAGUCGAUGUGGUGUAAGAGGUGGUUGCUUCUUGGACGAGAAGUAUUUAGGAUAGUCACUUUGGAAGAGGAGGGGUGUUGCUUUCGGGAGGGGCUGAGGGGCAAUGCAGCUGAAAGUUCCUCCCCCAGCAGAGGCUGGGAACUGAAAUUCUGUUCAGAAAGAUGCUGCAACUGCCCGCUUUUCAAAUGCCUCUCGUUGUGGCCACGUGCGAGGGAGCCCUCUUGCCCCUAGGCACAGACCAAAGCCUCCCAUGCCAUCAGGAGGCACAGAAGAGGACCUUGGCGAACAGAGACCGUGGCUCUGCGAAAGGCAAGCUGCAAACUCAGUCCCGUUAGGAACCAUAUGAGAAGGCGAGAGGUACUUGCUUUGAAAAAUGCGGCUUUACGUGGAAGUCUCUGGAGUAGACGGUAUUCUUCAGCCUUUGCUCAUAGAAAAAUUUCCAGCAAUAGCCUGAAAUGACCAUGUCUUACUUUUUCUUUAAAAAACAAAAAAAUAGAUUGAAAGCCCUUAAAUCUAGUCUAUGCACAAGAUUUCAACCAGCUCUAAGACUGUGGGGAGUUUGAAGAGCCUGCGUUGUUGCAUUCCUACAAUAAAAGGAGCAAAAUAAAUAAAAAGGUCUGACACGAGAUAUUAUAUUUCUUAUGGUUCUAUUUUUUUAAAAUAAAUAAUUUUUACUUCUAAAUUAACAGAUCUACUUGUAAAUUCUGUUCUCAGAGAGAAAAUCCCGAGAGCUUGGGACGGAGAAAGCUGUAUUUACAUAAAAGAGGUCUGACCCCUCUCUGGUGCACAAAAUAAGACUCGUCCUUAAUGCUGGACCUGCAGUUGGCACCUCUUGUCAUUCGAAACCGCAUAUAUCGCCCUAUGUUAGCUUUCGUUCAGUCGAGGGGGAAACUUUGGACCAUAGCCCUGUUACAAGGAUCAAGGAAAUUACUUGCAUCUUGGCACAAGGCUCUGUGGGAUAGGGGAGAAGGGCAGAGUGAUGAAUGUAUUUUAUGGACGGGUGUUAGACCUUUUGUUGCCCUACAAUGAAUUGCUGCUUUUAUACAUAGGAUGCCAUUUUGGUCUCUGGGAAUCGUCUAUAUGAGAUUGAACUCGUGUUGUUGCUUUUAUUACAACAUUUGUAGAAGUGCUGCUAAAUGUCCUUCUUAUCCUACUGGAAGUCCACACAAUGGUAUGAUAUCUGUUUGAUAUUACUUUAUUCAUGCUUUGGUUUGGUUUUUUUUUUUUAAUGUAAAUUGUUCCUUACUGUUGUUCAGAAAGAAAUACUAAAACUAUAUUCUCUAUGGUUAUAUGUAUUUUCAAAUCAAUAAAAUCCUGGUUGUUCUUUA